CCGUGGAUUGAUUUGAUUGGUCGAUCAGCCGGAGGGAAAACCCCGCACACCAUAUAUUUUCAAACUGAGCGUGGAGCGAGCUCAUUGGUCGGUUUUCGCGGUAAAUACGCCAUGCGUUGCGGAAAUGCCGCGGAACCUCAAACUGAACUAGGGGGUUGCUUGGUCCAUGGCUGGAGACUUCUGCUUUAGAAUAGCGUCUCUCGCAGUAUUGUUGUUGGUGCUGGGCAGCGCGGCCGCGGGCAGGAAGGGCAGGUGCGAAGUGUGCAAGAAUUUCGUCAAGGCCUUCGAGAAGGGGUUGAAAUCGACGGAGAACUCUAACUUUGCUGGAGGAGACACCAGUUGGGAAGAAGAGAAGCUCGGUUCAUAUGCCAACAGUGAGGUGCGGUUUGUGGAGAUAUUGGACGGAGUAUGCAAAGACUAUGAGUGUCACACUUUGUUAGAAGAAAACGAAGAACAUGUUGAGAGAUGGUGGUUCAAGCUACGGCACAAAAAGCCAGAUCUGAAACUUUGGUUUUGUCACGACCAAUUGGACGUUUGCUGCCCGGACAACACGUUUGGACCCACUUGCCAAGAAUGUCCUGGAGGAGUGGACGAUCCAUGUGGGGGUCAGGGUACAUGUGAGGGUGCGGAGGAGAAAGAUGGAGUAGGUACGUGUCGCUGUAAUCGAGGUUACCGUGGCGACAGUUGCCGGGAGUGCGAUCGCGGUUUCUACAACGACAGUUCGAGCUGCGUGGCGUGUCACCGGGCGUGUCGAGACGACUGCAGCGGAGGAGGUGUGGGGGACUGUCUGGAGUGUGCCUCGGGGUACUCCAGAAGUGGGGACGACGAGGGAGCAGAGUGCAAAGAUGUGAAUGAGUGUGAGGAGAGGGAGAGGGAGAUGGAGGAGGAGGAGGAGGGAGGCAACUCGACACCACUCUGUGAAGAGGGAAAAUACUGUUUCAAUACUCAAGGCAGCUACAGGUGCAACGAUUGCGAUCGCUCGUGCCAGAAGGGGUGUUCUGGGCCUGGGCCUGCCAAGUGCGAGGCGUGCGGUGCCGGUUACUACACUUCGAAAUUCAACAUCUGUAAAGAUAUUAAUGAGUGUGAGGGAGGGGAGGGGUGGGAGGGAGAGCCUGUCACAUGUGAAGGAGCAACUUUCUGUGAGAACACUCCCGGGAGCUACCAGUGCAGGGCGUGCCACGUCGCCUGUCUCGGAGGCUGCAGGGGGGCGGGGCCAACGAACUGUGUCGACUGCAAACAAGGCUUCAAGAUGGACGACGGGGAGUGCAAAGAUGUGAACGAGUGCGAAGAUGAGUCAGUGUGUGAUGUCGACAGCGAGAAUUGCAGCAAUCUGAUUGGUUCGUUCAAAUGCAAGUGCAAGCCGGGCCUCGUGCGAGUGGAGGGAAAAUGUGUCGAGAAGGUGGUGAAAGAGAGAGAAUCGAAGAAAAAGACGAAAAAGAAGAAAAAGGCGAAGAAGGAUGGAGCCGGGGAAGGUGUGAAGACUGCCGCAGGUGGCAAGGAGAACCAAACCCAGCCUGUCACCGCAGAAGAGAGAGAGCAGGAGGGGCAGGAGGAGAGAGAGCAGGAGAGAAAAGUGGAAGGGGGAAUGGUUGAGGAGACUGCUACAGUAGAAGCGAGGGAGGAACUUGGAUCACCUGAUCCACUCCAGGAAUCACAUGAUGUAUCACAUGACAAACUACAGCAGCAGGGUACAGAACAUGACCAGAACCUUUCGCAGGAAUCACAUGACGGGUCACAUGAUGUAUCACGUGAUCUAGACCAAUCAGGACAGUCUAUGGAAGCAGUUGACCUACAGGACACCCACGAAGAGCUAUGAUACGCAACUUUUUUAGGCCAUCAAUUUUUAUUAAUAAUUAUUGCUCUCAGCCGACAAUAAAUACUCAGUUGCCAAACUUUUUUGUUAUCCGUAAGUAAAUUUCACGGGCGCACACAUGGCUGCGGUGAAGACGGUGGUUUUUUGCGGAGCUAAGCCCGGGCGCAAGGCAGUGUUUGGAGAGAAAGCAGCAGAGCUGGGUGCGUGUCUGGCAGAGCGAGGGGUGGAGGUGAUAUACGGAGGCAGUCGCUAUGGAUGCAUGGGUCGCCUCGCUGACGCCGUGGUGCAGGCUGGAGGAAGCCUGACCGGCAUCGUUCCAAAAUUUUUCACCGGUAAAUCUCUUGUACACCAGCCUAGACAGUCAGUAAAGAGCUCAGUGCUGGUAUAUAGAUGAAUGGAUGACUGAAAAAGUAGUAGAAAUUCACAGGUCAGCAGGAAAGAGAAGUAACUUGUCGAGUCAAUUAGCUACACACAUUAUAGUGACUGGGGGGAAGUCCCACUGCACUAUGCACUGAGCUACAAUUCCAAGUAGGAAGCUGGUCUUCCCCCCUCUGUCACGUAGAAAUGGAAGGGUACAGCUCAGCAGCGGAGGAAAUUGUCGUGCCUGAUAUGCACGCGAGAAAGCAGAUGUUCUUUGAAAGAGUGAGUGCGGCAGCAUCAGAAAGAAUCUCACUCCCCCUCUCCCUCUCUCUCUCCCCCCUCUCUCUUUCUUUCUCAUCCUCUGGCUGGUAAAGGCGAGUAUGUUCAUAGCCCUGCCUGGAGGAAUAGGGACUAUGGAAGAACUGACAGAGAUGCUCACGUGGCGGCAGUUGAAACUGCACAGUAAACCAAUAGGACUCCUCAAUGUUGACAAUUAUUACGACUCAUUCCUCCAGUGGCUAUCAAGAGCGAGAGAGGACGAGUUUCUUAAGGGAGGCCCAGAGAUGCUGAUUGUUUCAGACUCAGCAAGAGAACUAGUGGACUUGAUGUUGAAGACUCUCUCCAGCACUCCUUCUUCUAGUAGUUAAACUGUUGCCUUAUUUUGUCUUUGGCUAAUAAUUAAUUGUGGUAGCAUCGUAAAUUCGAACAGGGCUUGCUUCGCUUUUUAUAUAUCCAAAUUUAGAUCCAAACCACAACAUGUUACAAAACUAUGUUGUAAUUAUAGCAACAUGUCAGUGGGAAUGACAAUAGUGGUAUAGGUUUGCUACAAAAAGAGGUGGCUAGCUAGCCCAAAAAGAAGAGGCUAGCUGCCAUGAAAUCAGUGUCAUUAUAUAUAAUUAUAUAUAGCUGACCUGAAAAGAGGUGGCUAGUUUGCCUGAAUUGUAUAGUUAGUGUGAAAAGAUGUGGUUAGCGGCCCUGUUGAAACUUUUCCAGCAGUGACUUGGCAUAGCUGGUGAGAGUUGACUCCAGGGAAGUUUCUAGAACACUCUGAUUCUCAGGAUUUGCCCUGAUCAUCAGUUUAGUAGAGAGCGCAAGGACAGACGCAUGUUGCCUGAACGUUUCCAUCAUCUCACUGUGCGGGAGUUUGCUCUUGGCAUCCACCCUUCUCCUUCUCUUCCCUCCUUCUCUCUCCCCCUCCAACUGCCCCUCUAGUGAACCAUUUGGAGAGGUCUGGUUGCCCUGAUCAGCAGUAGCUACAUCCGAAUUAACUUCAUCCUUGCCCAUUGUUUGGGUUCCCUCGGUUACAGUCACUCUGCACGCAGACGUAGCGGUGCUACUAUUCAAAGGUAUAGGAUCAGGUGGAGGUGGUUUGGGUGAACUAGCAGGCACCGUCUUGCUGGUCUCUUCCAGAGUUGUGUCAGUUUCAACUGAAUUCUGAGGCUCGGGUGUUCUUGCUUCAGAUUGAUCCUUGGGCUCAGCUGUUUGAGUAGUUGUGGCUGUAGAUUGAGCAUCUGUGUCUGUGCUGGAAUCGUCGUUAACAGGGGUAGCCCCUGCCCCGAGUGCUCGUUGGUGUGGGUUCAACCAGAUCUGUUGCCAUGGGGCGGGUGCCAUGUGAACAGGCCACACCCCCGACGACAUGACGAUCCCGCCGGCCAUGCUUCUCUGGGAGAUUGUCGGGGGAAACGAGAGGGGCAUCCCCGGAAUGGGAAGUGAGGCCCCACCCACUGGGUGUUGGCCGGGAAACAGAUGUGCGGAGGGGUGGAAGGUGGAGAGGGGGUGAGGGGAGGAGGUGAUGGGAAAGGGAACGGGGAAGAACGGCGGCUGGAAGGGUGCCUGUUGCUGCAUGCUCUGGAGGACCUCAAGGGGUGGAGUCACAUCUCGCUCAGUGUAGUCCCGGGAGGUGGGCGGGGCAAUUGGGGGCAGUGCAAUU
Molecule: messenger RNA, 4103 nt
Organism: Geodia barretti
Lineage: Eukaryota; Metazoa; Porifera; Demospongiae; Tetractinellida; Geodiidae
Source: the annotation of a GenBank genome assembly